AUGAGUCGAUGUAGCUGUCGCUGUAUACGCCUGUCAUACAGGGAGGGAAGUAACCGUAUCAAAUGCGUAUUGUGGCAUUUUAGCACGUUAUCUGCGACAGGGUCGCUGUCGUUCUCGACUCACCAUGGUGUUCGAGUCUGUAGUCAGUGAUCUCUUGAACAGGUUCAUAGGAGAUUAUGUGGAAAACCUGGACAAGUCGCAGCUCAAAAUCGGCAUAUGGGGGGGAAAUGUGGUGUUGGAAAAUCUGAGGGUGAAAGAAAAUGCUUUGAGCGAGUUUGACGUCCCUUUUAAAGUGAAGGCUGGUCAGAUUGGUAAACUGACUCUGAAGAUCCCUUGGAAAAACCUGUACAGUGAGGCGGUGGUGGCCACAUUAGAUGGAUUAUACCUUCUGGUGGUUCCCGGUGCAACGAUUAAGUAUGAUCCAGUUAAAGAAGAGCGUUACCUGCAGGAGGCCAAACAGAAGGAGCUUCAGCGCAUUGAAGAAAAUCUGCAGCUGGUUGCACGCAGAGGCUCUCAGGCUGGAGAGUUUGUGUUUAGUCUGGAGAGUUAUGUGUAUAAGAAUCCACCACAGGACAAAGGACGUAAACUUAAAAAACAUAAAAAACCAUUUAGGAGAUCUAAAAAGUAUGAACAUAAAGCAGAGAAGCCCCAGGAAGAAAAGAAGGACACGUUUGCUGAGAAACUGGCUACACAAGUUAUCAAAAACCUCCAGGUCAAAAUCACCAGCAUUCACAUCAGAUAUGAGGAUGAUGUGUCAGAUCCACAAAGACCUCUUGCUAUGGGCAUGACUCUUUCAGAACUCAGUCUACAGACAGCAGAUGAGAACUGGAAGACAUGCAUUCUAAAUGAAGCAGCCAAGAUCAUCUACAAGCUGGGCCGCCUGGAGUCUUUUUGUGCCUAUUGGAACAUGAACAGCCCAAUCUUCUACAGAGGCUCAUGGGAGGAAAUAGUGGACAAUCUGAAAGCAGGAAUCAGCACAAAAAAUGAGGAACUGCAAGACUAUCAGUACAUUUUCAAACCCAUAUUUGCCUCUGCAAGGAUGUGCAUCAACCCUAAUGCUGAAGUUGAGCUAAAAUCACCCAAAGCAAACCUACACCUUGAGGUUCAGAACAUUGCAAUUGAGAUGACCAAGCCUCAGUACCUGUCUAUGGUAGAUCUGUUGGAGUCUAUAGACUGCAUGGUGAAGAACGGCCCCUACAGAAAGUUUAGGCCUGAUGUUCCAGUCCACAGAAACACCAGGCAAUGGUGGAAAUACAGCAUCAACAGUAUACUGGAAGUGCAUAUCAGGCGCUUUAACCAGAUGUGGGACUGGACCAACAUCAAGAAGCACAGGCACACACUUAAGGCUUACAAAGCUGCAUACAAAAUCAAACUCACACAGAGUAAAGUCCGAGAAGACACAGAGAAACAGAUCCAGGAGCUGGAGAAAGUUCUGGAUGUGUUCAACAUAGUAUUGGCCAGACAGCAGGUUCAGAUGGAGGUGGUUCGGUCAGGACAGAAGCUGGUUGCUAAAAAGGCUGCCACUCAGAAACCGAGUGGAGGAGGCUUUUUCAGCAGCUUUUUUGGCAAGAAAGAAGGGAAGAAGAAAGAGGAAGAAGAGGAUAAAGAGCCUGAGAGUAUUGAUUCCAUCAUGACUUCUGAAGAGAAAACGAAACUCUACACAGCCAUUGGCUACAGUGGGAGCUCACAUAAUCUUGCCUUACCAAAACAUUAUGUAGCUGUGAUCGUCAACUUUAAACUGUUGAGCACCUCAGUAACAUUCAGAGAGGAGCCUGGCAUUCCAGAGAUCCUCAAAGUGCAAAUGAUUGACCUCAGUACAUCCAUCUCACAGAGACCAGGAGCACAGGCCAUCAGGGUGGAAGCUAAACUGGAGCACUGGUACGUGACUGGUCUGCAGCAGCAGGGGGAGGUGCCAUCUCUCAUAGCGUCGGUUGGAGGCUCUGACUCUUCUCUGCUCAGCGUGCUCUUUGAGCUCAAUCCAGAGGACAGCACUGCUGACCAGCUCCUCAGAGUCCACUCACAGCCUGUAGAGAUCAUCUAUGACGCUCUGACUGUCAUCAGCAUCACAGAAUUCUUUAAGAUGGGGAAAGGAGUUGAUCUGGAGGUCAUCACCUCAGCAACACUCAGCAAACUUGAGGAGAUCAAAGAGAAGACAGCCAGUGGCUUGUCGCACAUUAUUGAGACACGUAAGGUGCUGGACUUGAGGAUCGAUCUAAAACCCUCCUACCUGCUGCUGCCCAAGUCUGGAUUCUAUGAUGGCAAAUCAGACCUCAUGAUCAUUGAUUUUGGUUAUCUGCAGUUGAACAGCGUAGACCAGGGCAGCCAUCAGCAGGUAUCUGCCAGUUUCUCAUCACUAGAGGAAAUCAUGGAUAGAGCAUAUGAAAGAUAUUCCUUGGAGCUCCGCAGUGUCCAGAUACUCUACAGCAAAUCAGGAGAGAAAUGGGAAAAUGCUCGUCUUAAAGGCGUCUCCCAUCAGCACAUCCUGCAGCCGAUGGACUUCACACUUCAACUCGCUAAAUGUAUGGUGGAUAAAGAUUCCCGUAUGCCCAGGUUCAAAGUAUCAGGGGAGCUGCCGUUACUUCAUGUGAAGAUUUCUGAUCAGAAGAUCCAGGGUGUUCUGGAGCUGGUGGACAGUAUUCCUCUCCCUCAGUCUACCUCAUCUCCCCCUAGCACCCCCAAAGAAAAGGUAUUGGGGAUGCCGCUGUCUGAUGCCAGGCCAAAGGUCUUGGGUUUAGACCCCACAGUUUUGUCCUAUACUGUUGAGUCAGACUCUGAUGAAGACACCAGUGAGAAGUCUGCAGAUGAAGACUCUCUCAAAUCAACCUUAGAGGAACUGACCGAAGUGCAGUUUCAGUUUGAAGUCAAAGCGGUGUUGUUGGAGCUUACGAGGCAGGCCGCUCAGGAGGAUGUCAUAUUGGCUCUUAAUGUGUCUCAAGUGGGUGCGGAGGGCAAGAUGCGAACCUUCGAUCUCACAGUAACAUCUUACUUGCGCAAGAUCAGCCUGGACUACUGCGAGAUAAAAGAUGCGCAAAAUCAGCCACUUCAUCUAAUUACCUCUUCAGACAAGCAUGGCUCUGAUCUAUUGAAAGUGGAGUACAUCAAAGCUGAUGUCAAUGGACCCAGCUUCCACACCUUAUUUAAUAAUACAGAACAGACACUGAAGGUGGAGUUUUCCUCACUAGACUUCCUGCUGCACACUAAAGCUUUGCUGUCUACCAUCAACUACAUGAAUUCAGCAAUACCACAAGACCUCACAACUUCUAAAGACAGAGAAACCCAGAGACAAGCUGUGAGAGCAGCAGCAGGGAAGACAGUGUCUAAGGGUUCGAAGGACUCUGGUGUUGUAAACUUUAAGCUGUCUGCCGUACUCGGCUCUUUCAGAGUGUCUGUUUGCGAUGACAGAAGCAACAUUGCUGACAUCCGGGUUCAAGGCAUCGAUGCAUCUGUGGUGGUCCAGGCCAAAGAAACAGACGUUUUUGCCCGUCUACGUGACAUUGUGGUUCUUGAUGUGGACCCUAAGACCAUCCAUAAGAAGGCGGUGUCAAUCGUCGGAGAAGAGGUGUUCAGCUUCAAGAUGACGUUGUAUCCCGGGGCCACUGAAGGUGAAGGCUACACUGACACCUCCAAAGUGGAUGGGAGAGUUAUCCUGAGACUUGGCUGUAUCCAGAUCGUCUACCUGCACAAGUUCCUUAUGUCUUUAUUGGACUCUUUUAGCUAUCAGUACCCCUCUGCUGAUGAGAUGUUUGUGGAUAACUUCCAGGCAGCUAAAGAGGCUCUCAGUGCUGCCACGGCUCAGGCUGCGGAGAAAGCAGCUUCCAGUGUGAGGAAUUUCGCUCAGAAGAGCUUCAGACUUGCCAUGGACAUCAGACUGAAGGCCCCCCUUAUCAUAAUCCCUCAGUCCUCCACAUCCCAUAAUGCAUUUGUGGUUGACCUGGGUCUCAUCACUGUGGGAAACAGCUUCUCACUGCUGGCAGCUGAGGGCUUCCCAUUGCCUGCAGUUUUGGAGACCAUGGAUGUAAAACUCACGCAGCUCAAACUAUCUAGGACUGUUCUGAAGCAUGAUGCUGCUCAUCUAGAUGUUGAGAUUCUGAAGCCCAUAAAUCUAGAGCUUUUACUCAAGCGUAAUUUGGCUGCCACUUGGUACAACAAAAUUCCUGGAAUGGAGGUCAAUGGAGUACUUAUGUCAAUGGAUAUGGCUCUUGGCCAUGAGGAUUUUGGGGUCCUCAUGAGAAUCCUAGCAGAGAACAUUGGCGAGGGAAGCAGGGCUGCUGCAGUGGAGGAAACAAAAGCUUCUGCUAAAAAUGAAGCUGUAGAUGAAGGACUGAUAGAGACACUUCCUGUAGGGACAGAGACGCAACCUGCAUUGACCAAUGGUGCUUUCACUGAGAAUGUUGUCAAUGUGCUGCUCAAUUUUGAAAUCAAGGAGGUUAUGCUGAAGUUGACAAAGUCCAAAAAUGGGAAAGAGUGUCCCUUUUUGGUUCUCCAUGUAGCUCAGCUUGGAAUUGACACUAAAGUUCGAAAAUAUGACAUGGAGGCCACAACAUACAUUAAAACCAUCUCCAUGAAAUGCCUAGAUUUCCCUGAUUCAAAUGGAGAAGCGCUCUGUAUAAUCAGUUCCUCAGCAGAGUCGGGAGCAGAUCUUCUUGAAGUCAAGUACUUUAAGGCUGAUCGAAAUGGGCCCAAUUUUGCAAGCCUUUACCAGAAUACUGAGCAGAAGAUUCACGAAACGGUCGCCAUCUCCAUCGUAGGCGAUGAGGUGUUCAGCUUCAGCAUGAGUCUGACACCCAAAGCCACUGAGGGGGCUGGGUAUACAGAUACUUCAAAGGUCGAUGGCAAAGUGAAACUCAACGUGGGCUGUAUUCAAGUGGUCUACCUUCACAAAUUCUUCAUGUCAUUACUGAAUUUCAGUAAUAACUUCCAGGCAGCUAAAGAGGCUCUCAGUGCCGCCACGGCUCAGGCCGCGGAGAAAGCAGCUUCCAGUGUGAGGGAUUUCGCUCAGAAGAGUUUCAGACUUGCCAUGAACAUCAGGCUGAAGGCCCCCCUUAUCAUAAUCCCUCAGUCCUCCACAUCCCAUAAUGCUGUGGAGGCGGACCUGGGUCUCAUCACUGUGGGAAACAGCUUCUCUCUUCUCCCAGUGGAAGGUCGUCCGCUGCCUGCUGUCAUAGAUAAUAUGGAUAUACAGCUCACACAGCUAAAACUUUCCAGAAUUUCAAUGGAGCAGGACUCAAAUCAGCCUAGUUCAAAACUGUUGGAGCCAGUCAACCUUGUUCUGUCUGUUAAACGUAACCUGGCGGCAUCAUGGUACCAGAAGAUGGCUGCCAUAGAGGUGGAUGGAGAUCUGAAGCCCAUGAAGGUGGCUCUGAGUCAAGAUGACCUGAUUGUCCUGCUGCGGAUUCUGAUGGAGAACAUCGGAGAGGCGAGCAGUGUUCAAUCUGACACACCAAUCGGCUCAGAGGCAGCCCUCAAACAAGAGAGUGUGCUUGUCAGGACACGUACAGCGACUGGCUCUGAGAUUCUUGUGGAGAAGCUGUCUGAAAGUAAACUGAGGGACACAGAGCUGCUGGAGAGUGUCAAAUUCAGCUUUAAUGUGGAGUCCCUUGGCCUUACUCUUUACAGUAACGAUCCUGCACAGCCCUCUGUUCAUGAGGAGCAGUCGUGUUUAGGUGAAUUUAUGCUGUGUAAAAUGAAGACUUCAGGCAAAAUGUUUACUAAUGGCAACAUGGAGGUCUCCACCAUCCUCACCACAUGCACGCUAGAUGACAGGAGGAGCGGUAUUCAGAGAGUCACAUCCAGGAUGCUGGGAAGGCGUGAUGAGGAGACGUCAGAGCCCAUGAUUGAUAUGACAUACUUUCAGAGUGCGGAUGAGCGCUCGGUGGUCACUGUGCUGCAGAAGCUCUAUUUGUGCGCUAGCGUGGAGUUCCUGUUGGCUGUGGCCGACUUUUUUGUGCAAGCCCUGCCUUCAAGUCCACCUACACAGAGAGACAAAACCAAUCAGCUGCCACUCAAAUACAUCUCAGAGCCCAAAAUCCAGAGUGAACCUAAAGCAGCUCCGAGAACCAGACUGCGAGCAGUUGUGGUGGACCCAGAGGUUGUGUUUGUGGCUAACCUGAUGAAGGCAGAUGCUCCUGCACUGGUGGCCUCAUUCCAGUGUAAUUUUAGCCUCCUGUCUGAAGACACGGGCCAGGCAAUGAAGGCCAACGUCAGAAGCCUCAAAGUUCUCGCCUGCCCCUUUAUCAGGACGGAGGGUGACAAAGCCGAGACCACCGUGCUGAGACCAUGCUCUGUUGAACUUGAGACCAAAAUGCCAACCAAUGCCCCAUUAACUGGUUCAGUAACUGUAGAGGAGGUCAUAGUGAAAAUCUCUCCUAUGAUUCUUAACACUGUCAUUACCAUCACGGCUGCCAUGGCACCCAAACCUAAAGAAGAGCCGUCACAGCAGACGUCAGAUGACCUAAACAGCCUCUGGUCUUUGAUGAAUGUCGCUAAUGCAAACUACUGGUUCCUUGGUGUGGAUACAGCCUCCGAGGUCACUGAGAGCUUCAAGGAUGUGGACAGCAGUAAGGAUGGAGAGAGUUUUGAGAUGAACGUGAAGGUGGUGCAGGUCACGCUGGAGUCAGGUUUGGGGCAUCAGACUGUUCCCCUGCUGCUUGCAGAAUCAUCAUUCACCGGUACUGCUCAGAACUGGUCGUCAUUGCUCAGUGUCUCUGCAGAUAUGACACUGGAGGUGAAUUACUUCAAUGAGACUCAUGCCAUUUGGGAGCCACUGCUUGAGAGAGUGGACAACGGCAAACGGAGGUGGAACCUUAAAUUAGAUAUGAAGAAUAACCCUGUUCGGGAUAAAAGUCCAGUUCCUGGGGAUGAUUUUAUUAUGUUGCCAGACCCUCGCACAGCCAUCACCAUAUGUUCCAAAGACACCAUGAACAUCACGGUGUCCAAGUGCUGCCUCAGUGUCUUCAACAACCUGGCUAAGGCGUUCUCAGAGAGCACAGCCUCCACGUUUGACCAUUCUCUGAAGGAGAAAUCCCCCUACACCAUCCGCAAUGCAUCAGGCAUUCCUCUCAUUGUUCAGCACAGUGCUAACCUGCGUUUGACUGGCUCUUCCACGUGGGGUAAACUGCAUGAAUUGGCCGUGGAUAAAAGUGUGGAUUUAGAACAUUCAUCCUUUGAGUGUUCUUCACGACUGUCUGCCCUGCAGAGGCAGGAAAGCUGCUUAUUCAAUCUCAGCAUAGUUCCCUCAGGUUACAGUGAGAUUACAAAUAUCCCGUUGGGUAAGCCUGGCCGUAGACUGUAUAAUGUCAGAGGACCCAUGGAUGCUGUGUCUGUACUGCUUCAGAUCGAUGCCAGCGAGGGCAACAAGGUCAUCACAGUACGGUCCCCCCUACAGAUAAAAAACCAUUUCUCGGUGCCUUUUGCCAUUCUGAAGUAUUCUUCUGAACUUGGAGUGAUGGUGAAUGUAGGGGUUGCUGAGCCUGAGAAGGAGUGUCAUGUUCCUCUAGAAGCUUACAGGAGUCAGUUGUUCUUGCUGCCUGUCGGUCCUUUAGAAGAUUUGUAUCGUGCGUCCACCACAUGCAUCGCAUGGAAGGAGCAGGUGCACGUGAGCUUAGAGGUUCACGCAGUGCUGCGGUGUCCCUCAACAGAGAGCAGCUUUCUGCCACUGGUGGUGAACACACUGGCCGUGCCUGAUGACCUCAGCCACAUUGGCAGCCAUGGGGAAGGGGACUGGGACCCUGCUUACGUCAUCCACCUGCACCCAGCUGUCACUCUCAAAAACCUGCUACCUUACUCAAUACGUUACCUGCUGGAGGGUUCUGCUGACUUCUACGAGCUUCAGGAGGGCAGUGCGGCGGAUGUGCUGAAUUCGAAUGUUGGCGGUGAAAUAAUGGAGCUUGUUUUGAUCAAGUACCAAGGUCGCAACUGGACUGGACAUAUGAGGAUUAGCAGAGAAAUGCCUGAGUUCUUUUCCAUCUGCUUCACCUGCGACACACCAGAAGGACUGACCGUGGACCUGUGUGUGCAUGUGUCUCGAGUGAGCGGCAAAAUGGUCCUCUCUGUUUACAGUCCGUACUGGAUCAUCAAUAAGACGUCCCGCGUGCUGCAGUAUCGUGCAGAGGAUACAUGUGUGAAACACCCAUCUGACUUCAGAGACGUCAUUCUGUUCUCCUUCAGAAAGAAGAAUUUCUUCAACAAGAAUAAGUUGCAGCUCUGUGUGUCCACCAGCUCAUGGUCCAAUGGCUUCUCGCUGGACACCGUUGGCAGCUACGGAUGUGUCCGUUGUCCAGACAAAAGCGGGGACUACUUGGUUGGGGUUAGCAUCCAGAUGAGCAGCUUUAAUCUGACACGGAUUGUUACCAUGAGUCCUUUCUACACGCUAGUCAAUAAGUCCUCGUUUGAGCUGGAGGUUGGAGAGGUGCAAAACAACAAUGGUUUCAGCUGCAAAUGGCACUACAUCUCCUCCACAGAGUGUUUGCCUUUUUGGCCUGAGGCCAGCACAGGGAAGCUGUGUGUACGGGUUGUGGGAUCUGAAUCUAGCUCCAAAUCGUUCUUCUUCAACAAGCAGGACAACGGAACUCUGCUGCGAAUGGAACAGUAUGGUGGCGUGAUAGUGGAUGUGAAUAUCGCAGACCACUCCACUGUCAUCAGCUUCACUGAUUACUAUGAUGGAGCUGCACCUGCAUUGGUUGUGAAUCACACACCCGCAGCCACUGUCAACUUCAGACAGAGAGGCUGUGAGGAGUCUUGGGCACUGAGACCAGGUGAAGCUCAGCGUUUUGCAUGGGAUGAUCCAGCAGGGGUGCGGAAGCUUUGCUGGAGCUGUCAAGUCCACAGCGGAGAACUGGACCUUGUAAAGGACGAGUGCGGGCAGUUUGCUUACAGCAGCUUAGUUCAGAUACACUGGGUGUCUUUCCUGGAUGGCCGACAGCGGGUGCUGAUCUUCACUGAGGAUGUUGGCAUAGUCUCAAAAGCACGGCAGGCAGAGGAGCUGGAGCAGUUCCAGCAAGAAGUCAACAUCUCAUUAAGGAACCUGGGCCUGUCACUCAUCAACAAUGACAUCAGGCAGGAGAUAGCAUACAUUGGCAUCACCAGUUCUGGUGUGGUUUGGGAGAUGAGACCAAAGAACCGCUGGAAGUCCUUUAACCACAAGAACAUUGGACUGUUGGAGAAAGCCUACCAGGACCAUAUCAACAGCAAGAGUGAACCAGGCUGGACUAGACUAGAAACUGGCCUAGAGGUGAACUUUGGAAGAUUGCCCAUGUUGAUGAGACAGCCAUUUUCCUGCACUAUCAGGAGAAACUUCCUGCCUGGCAUUCGUAUUGAGUUGAAACAGUCGCCUCACCAGAGGAGUUUACGUGCACAGCUCUAUUGGCUACAGGUGGAUAAUCAGCUGCCGGGAGCUAUAUUUCCUACUGUGUUUCAUCCUGUUCCUCUUCCAAAAUCUAUUGUUCAAGACUCAGAGCCGAAGCCGUUUAUCGACGUUAGCAUCAUCACAAGGUUUAAUGAGCACAGCCAUGUCAUGCAGUUUAAGUACUUUAUGGCAUUAGUGCAGGAGAUGGCAGUGAAGAUCGAUCAGGGCUUCUUGGGAGCAAUCCUCGCCUUGUUUACCCCAGCUACCGACUCCCAGGAUAGUAAAGAGAGGAAUAAGCUGAUAGAGAAGGAUCUGGAGGCGCUGCAGGCUCAGCUGAUGGAGAGCUCCAUGACAGACACCUCAGGCCUCAGCUUCUUUGAGCAUUUCCACAUCUCUCCUAUUAAACUGCACCUGAGUCUGUCUCUGGGCUCCAGUGGAGAUGAAUCUGAGCAGGGGGAUAUGGUCGCCAUCCAGUCCGUCAACCUCCUGCUCAAAAGCAUUGGUGCCACACUCACUGAUGUAGAUGAUCUGAUUUUCAAACUGGCUUACUUUGAGGUGAAAUAUCAGUUCUACCGACGGGAGAAACUGAUGUGGGCGGUGAUCAGACACUACUCUGAGCAAUUCCUAACGCAGAUGUACGUGCUGGUUUUGGGUCUGGAUGUUCUUGGAAAUCCAUUCGGGCUGAUCCGAGGCUUAUCAGAAGGAGUGGAGGCUUUCUUCUACGAGCCCAUCCAGGGGGCUGUUCAAGGACCUGAGGAAUUUGCAGAAGGUCUUGUUAUCGGUGUUCGAAGUUUACUGGGCCACACAGUGGGGGGCGCAGCUGGGAUGGUGUCUCGUAUAACAGGCACUGUAGGAAAAGGCUUGGCUGCCAUCACUAUGGACAAAGAGUAUCAGCAGAAACGGAGGGAGGAGAUGAACAGACCCACUAAAGACUUUGGAGAGAGUCUGGCUAAAGGAGGAAAGGGUUUCCUCAAGGGUGUGGUUGGUGGAGUAACAGGAAUUGUGACCAAACCGGUGGAAGGGGCGAAGAAAGAGGGGGCUGCAGGCUUCUUCAAGGGCAUUGGGAAAGGCCUGGUUGGAGUGGUGGCCAGACCUACAGGGGGCAUCAUAGACAUGGCAAGCAGUACUUUUCAGGGCAUUCAAAGAGUGGCGGAAUCGACUGAAGAGGUGACUAAAUUAAGGCCAGUGCGUCUCAUACAAGAGGACGGCAUCAUACGGCCCUACAACCACCAUGAGUCGGAGGGCUAUGACCUCUUUCAGAGGUCUGAGAUUAAACAGUUGGAUGAAGAGAUCUUCAGAGAACACUAUGAGUACCCAGGGUACAAAAAAACAAACAUCAUUAUCACCAACAGGAGAGUGAUGUGUGUGAAGGAGAUCGACGUGAUUGGACAUUUCAAUAAAGAAUGGGAAUGUCAAUUUGAGAACUUUCAAAGGCCUCCAAGCAAAGAAGGAGGAGAUUUGAAGAUAUAUUACCGGGAACAGAACAAAUUAAACCUCAUUAAGAAGGAUGGACAGACGCUAGUGAAAGUGAUACACAUGAGACAUGCUGACAUGGCUGAGAGACUGCGAGAAGGAAUUGACAGUGCCCAGUUUGCACGCAGGCAAUAUCAGAUGGCACGGCAGAAAUCACAGCGCUUCAUCAAAAUGGGCAACAUUUAAAUUAGCCAGACAAACCAUGUAAACACAUGACCACAUCAUCUCCGUUUCAUAUACUGCCUAGCAUUCAAAGUAUCAAUUAUGUAUAGAAAUAUAUUUUAGCAAAUCUAUUAGUUAAACUCAAUGAAGUUUUGAAUGUGUCUCUGAAUUUUUGGAGUUAGAACUACAUUUUUUUGGGGAUGUUUAAGCACUUCGCCUUGUGUUUUGCUUGAGGUCUUGAUGAUGGGAGAAAUCAAAUAUGGAAAAGAGAUUUUGUUAAUUAUUUUGUUAAUUAUUAUUAUUUUGCACUUGCUAUAAAAAUACAUCACUUCAAUAUACAACUGUAAUGUAUGAGGCUUGUCCAGUUUAGCUCACUUAUCUUGAUUACAAAUCCUGUCAUAAAAGAAAGACAAAAACUUGUAU
Messenger RNA from Sinocyclocheilus anshuiensis, 11401 nucleotides. Its product is annotated as vacuolar protein sorting-associated protein 13C-like. The coding region runs from base 125 to 11002 and encodes 3625 amino acids. The record is from RefSeq and is a predicted model, not a curated record. Lineage: Eukaryota; Metazoa; Chordata; Actinopteri; Cypriniformes; Cyprinidae. Gene Ontology annotation, biological process: protein targeting to vacuole; protein retention in Golgi apparatus; mitochondrion organization. The transcript is spliced from 82 exons.